GUCAACUCCGUGUUUAUCGUCAUCAUCGUCGUCAUCGUUGUCAUCGGUGGUAGUGCGUCAUCUUCUAGAGGCGGUGAUCGUCCGCAUGAUUUAAUCAUUAUUCAGGAGCUGGAACUAUUGAUCAGAAGCAAAGUGAAUAAUAUGAGAUAAAAUGAGUCACUUCAAAAGAAAACAGAGCCAGGUAUUCUGGAAAUAUAUGGAGUCCCAGGACCUUGGGCUUCCCGCAACCGACACGGUCGUUGAUGUUGACGAAGUAGAUUUAAUGAGAAAAAGUGAACAUUGGGAAUCCGUGGUGGACCACUGCGACGGACCGACUUCUAGGCCGUUACAGUUGCCGUCUGAAGAAGAGGAGGAAGAAAAUGAAGGAAAACAGAACGAACGAAAAGAUCGGCGUUCGAUGAGCUUUGAAAAACUCGGUACGAUCGAAGCCAAUUCCGGAGAAUCGGAGGAUUUGAUGGAAUGGCCUGAUCAAGCUCGGGAGAGAUCGUCGAGUCCAAGAAGCUUCGUUGGUCACCGCAGUCAGGACUCAGGUUUUUCAGAUUCCGAACGAUCGGAAGAAUCAGCGGUCGACGCGUACGCCUCAAGAGUUGAAAGACUGCGCCUCGCAAGGACCAGGAAGUCACGUCGGAGGAGACAAACCGAAAUCCCGCAGUCAGAUAGUAAUGAGCAGUCACUCCCCGUUGAAAUAAAUCACGACCGGUAUUCCCUUGCCAGAAGACUGGACUCACCCUGGGCCCAAAGCGAUUGUCUUUCUCAUCCCAGACACUCUUCGACGCCGAAGGCAACCGAAACACGGGGUCGCAAACUGUCGGCGUCGCUACCCCGCCGAGGAUCCAAGCGACGUGGUAGAAAUUCACCUUUGGAGAACCGGGAGGCUGCAGCUGCGGAGGUCAAUAGGAGAGACGCUGACGACGAUGGCGAAGCUCGUCAAAUCGAGGACUGUCGAGUGCCUCGAAUGAUCGAGGUUUCGAUGGAAGACGGAGAAUGUCUUGGAGAUUUUUUAUACGCUAGCGAACCACCGGAAGACCUCUUCCUGGCUGACGCUGGCCUCGUUACUUCUGGAGGAGCGAUCCGAAGGUCGACUCAUCACCCCAGAAAUCGCAGUGGAAAUAACUCCGAUAACGUACGCGAUCACCUAGCACCAGUGCGAACAUGGCUCGGUCACCUUGCCCUUGAAACGGAAGCGGAAUGCAGUGCAACGCUGCAGAGUAAAGCGUUGCCUCGGAUGAGAAAAACUUAUUACGCCGGUACCGCUGAUAAUGGAAAAUCUAAAGAUUCUCAAGAAAUUCAAGCUAAUGACUCAACCCUCCUCACAGCAUCGGCUACAGCUGCUGCGACCAAAUUACUCGCAAGGGUCGAGCUUUUCCAGCAAUGCUACCAAUCCGCGAUAGAUAAGUUGAACCAGCCGGGAAUUGGAAGGAUAGAGCGUAGCUUGGUGCAAUCGGUUGAAGAGGAAGCGUUCUUGUUACUCUCCGAGCUCGGAGCACCGCCACCUCAGAGAGUCCGUAAUUUGAGCAGUUUUAAAAACAUUCUUCGGCAGCUCAGGGAUCUCCAUAACGAAGUGGACCGCGCGGUCGACGCUCGUCUAGAUUUCUACAUCGAGCGCGUGGUCCGCGGACUCGAAGAGGCGCCAAGGGAAGAGGGAACGGCUGCUCGGGGCGCUCUAGCAGCAAUGACCGUCCUGGGGCUGGGCCCUGGGGGUUCAAGGGGAGGUCGUAGCAUCGCUCGAUGUUCCGGAGUGCGUGCACUGCUAACAGCCCUUUUGUCGAUUCGCGGGCAAUCGGUAGCUGCCAGAGAAUCGAGAGCCGCGUGUCUUCGCGCGUUGGCCAGCGUUUGCUGUUGUUCAGAGUCGAUAGAACAGCUGGUGAAAAAUGGAGGCCCGGAGAUUCUCGCCGAUCUUUUGAGCGCAGAAUCGGCUCCCGAAGUAGAAAAGAUGGAAGCUGCAGCGCUCAUCGUACAGAUAACUGCACCGUGGACCAAUGCUUUCGGUCUUCCUCAUCUUGAAUUCUUUGCCGAUGAAUUUGUUAGAUCCUUGACACUAUUGGCGGAGGAUACUACCUGCUCACAAACGUUGCUUCUUACCGCAGCGGCCCUUAAUAAUUUGGCCAGUUCUCCGGGGUACGUAGAACCGAUGGUAGAUUGUAAAACAGUCGCUGCGUUGCUCAGAAGUGUUAAGCGUUCUGGGGGUGGAAGUAUCUGGUUGAUGGAACAAGUAGCUUCCUUGAUCGGUAAACUGGCGAGGUCUUCUGAAUUGCAUCCCCACUUGGCGGAAGCAAGAGCGUCGGUGGCUCUGGUUUGUUUUUUGAGAAUGAGACCGCCCGGUCUUGAGAGCGCGUAUAAAAGACUCGAAGCAACGGCAUCCGCUGCUCUUGCAAGACUUUGCGUUCAUAGGGAAGUUGCACAGCAGGUUGUCGAUGUCGGUGGCGUCAAUUGUGUUAUUCCAUAUCAAAGUUCCAGCACCGGAGAGUCGUCAAAAACCGGUAAUUCACGGUAUACAAGGUCGCUCAGAAUCGCGUGCAAGAAAGCUGCCCGGCAAAUCGACGCCGCUAAAGCAUCCGAUCGGGCCUGCACUUUAGACCGAUGAAAAUUCAGCGGAAUGGUUCUGGAUUGUCUAAUCUCAAGCUUGAUACAAUGGAAUAUAUUUUUAGAGGUGUAGAUAUUUUCGUAUAAAAGAACUAGUAUUAAGUAUAGAUAAA
Messenger RNA from Athalia rosae (coleseed sawfly), 2696 nucleotides. It is a transcript of the gene insc, whose product is annotated as protein inscuteable homolog. NCBI's taxonomy places the organism in Eukaryota, Metazoa, Arthropoda, Insecta, Hymenoptera, Athaliidae. The coding region runs from base 152 to 2584 and encodes 810 amino acids. Gene Ontology annotation, molecular function: cytoskeletal adaptor activity. Gene Ontology annotation, cellular component: apical cortex. The record is from RefSeq and is a predicted model, not a curated record. Gene Ontology annotation, biological process: regulation of asymmetric cell division; apical protein localization; establishment of mitotic spindle orientation. The transcript is spliced from 4 exons.